AUGGUACUCUCCGGAGGCUCUGCAAGCUGGCAUAAUAGCGAUAGCUGCCAAACACUGCAGUCUUUUGGUACUGUCCUCUGUCUGACCUCCUCUCGAGUCGGCUACGCGGUGGUGAAUCGACUCAUUGACCAAGGUGCUAAUGUACACGCCAAGCAGCAGUACCAGCAUCAGCCUUCAUCCACCUUUCAGUCUGAAAUGCAGAUUCCGUGGGAUGUCACUGCACUUCAUGUUAGCAGUAUGUAUUGGAAUACGGAGGCUGUCCAGGCGCUUCUUGACCGCGGCGGAAGAGCCAUCAAAGAAGAAUUAUCAUGCGGCGACAGCAAUGGGCGUCUACCACUUCACUGGGCGGCCGCGGGCCCGGGCUCAUUUGAGUGUUGGCUUUCUGAUGUUCAAGUCAGCAAUCGGAUUAUUAGCGCCCUCAAACUACUCUGCUAUGGCAGCGAUGUCGAUGCAGGGGACCACCAGGGCGAGACUGCGUUACAUUACGCUAUAAGGGGCCAGGCCGCUGUGGUAGAAAUAAGCACUUCAGUACCAUGCUGA
Molecule: messenger RNA, 540 nt
Organism: Penicillium subrubescens
Lineage: Eukaryota; Fungi; Ascomycota; Eurotiomycetes; Eurotiales; Aspergillaceae
Product: ankyrin repeat domain-containing protein
Exons: 1
Coding region: 1-540 (179 amino acids)
Cellular component (GO): cytoplasm; nucleus
Molecular function (GO): protein binding
Source: RefSeq, a predicted model, not a curated record